AUGGCACCGGUGGAGGAUGAACAGGAGGUGAGCCAAGGUCAGCUCGACGCAGAAUUCUCAGUAUGGAAGAAGAACACGCCAUUUCUCUAUGAUCUCGUAAUUUCUCAUCCUCUCGAGUGGCCAUCUCUUACCGUCGAAUGGGUACCACUCGCAGCACCACUAUCUCACACAACCGAUUCGUCUUUCUCCAUUCACAAGCUGGUUCUUGGGACUCACACUUCGGAUGAUGUCCCCAACUAUCUUAUGAUUGCUGAUGCUGUGCUGCCCACUUCGAUCGCUGAAGCCAAAAUUGACACUAGUGGCAGUUCUGCGAAUUCUUUGGUUCCUAAGGUGGAAAUUACACAGAAGAUACGUGUUGACGGAGAGGUGAACAGGGCACGAUGUAUGCCUCAAAAUCCUGCAAUUGUUGGUGCAAAGACAAGUGGUUGUGAGGUUUAUGUGUUUGAUUCUACCAAACAGGCCGAGAGGAAACAAAGGGAUGGUUGUGAUCCGGAUUUAAGGUUAACUGGUCAUGAUAAAGAAGGGUAUGGAUUGUCGUGGAGUCCAUUUAAGCAGGGUUAUCUUGUGAGUGGUUCACAUGAUAAUAGAAUAUGUUUGUGGGAUGUGUCUGCCGUUGCUCAAGAAAAAGUGCUUGGUGCGCUGCAAGUUUAUGAGGCCCAUGAAAGCGUGGUUGAAGAUGUGUCAUGGCACUUGAAGAAUGAAAAUUUGUUUGGUUCUGUGGGGGAUGAUUGCCGAUUAAUGAUCUGGGACCUGCGCACAAAUCAAACCCAACAUUCUGUUAAAGCUCAUGAGAAAGAGAUUAACUAUCUAUCGUUCAAUCCAUACAAUGAAUGGAUUCUCGCCACAGCUUCUUCAGAUGCAACUGUUGGUCUGUUUGAUAUGCGGAAACUGACUGUACCGCUGCAUGUUUUAAGUAGUCACACAGAAGAAGUAUUUCAAGUAGAAUGGGAUCCUAAUCAUGAGACAGUGCUAGCAUCGUCUGCCGAUGACAGAAGGUUGAACGUUUGGGACCUGAACAGGAUUGGCGAGGAGCAAUUAGAGUUAGAUGCUGAUGACGGCCCACCAGAACUUCUUUUCUCGCAUGGAGGUCACAAGGCUAAGAUAUCAGAUUUUUCAUGGAAUAAAAAUGAAUCAUGGGUCAUCUCAAGCGUGGCUGAUGACAAUACCCUUCAAGUGUGGCAAAUGGCUGAAAGUAUUUAUCGUGAUGAAGAUGACUUAGCGGCUGCUGAUGAGCCACCUCUAGCUGAAACAUGA
This is a messenger RNA of Dovyalis caffra, 1254 nucleotides long. The record is from the annotation of a GenBank genome assembly. Lineage: Eukaryota; Viridiplantae; Streptophyta; Magnoliopsida; Malpighiales; Salicaceae.